Pogona vitticeps (central bearded dragon) is the source of this 2797-nucleotide messenger RNA. Lineage: Eukaryota; Metazoa; Chordata; Lepidosauria; Squamata; Agamidae. The record is from RefSeq and is a predicted model, not a curated record.
AUGACGCUCUAUCCCGCCCGCCCUUUCCACUCCGCCCCCGAGGAAGACGUUGUUCCUCUCUAUGGUUUCCCCGCGGGGAGGCAUUUUGCGACGGCCGCGCUCGACGGCGGCUGCUGCUGCUGCCGCUGCUUCGCGGCCCCCCUCGGCUCUUCUCCGGCGGUUGUCAGGGUGGCUGCGCUUUACGGCCCGGCGGCGAUGGCGGAGGGAGAGAGGGCGGAGAUUAAACAGCUGAUCGGCGGUUCGCAAAGCGGCUUUCCUAUGGUCGGGGCUCUACAACCGAAGAGGAGUUUCAAGUCACUUCUAGCCGUCCUGCCAGUUCCCAGGCAAAGGCUGUUCUUAUGGUUUCUUUUCCCCCCUUCCUUCUUAGGAAAGGACUAUGAGAACGCAGUGAAGUAUUACACCCAAGCCAUCGAGCUGAACCCCACCAACGCCAUCUAUUAUGGCAACCGCAGCCUGGCCUACCUGCGGACGGAAUGCUACGGUUACGCUUUGGCUGAUGCCACCAAGUCCAUCGAGUUGGACAAAAAAUACAUCAAAGGUUAUUACCGGAGGGCCACCAGCAACAUGGCCCUGGGCAAAUUCAAAGCGGCCCUGCGGGACUACGAGACGGUUGUCAAGGUGAAGCCGAACGAUAAGGAUGCCAAAAUGAAGUACCAGGAAUGUAACAAGAUUGUGAAGCAGAAGGCGUUUGAGCGGGCCAUUGCCAGCGACGAGCGCAAGCGGUCGGUGGUCGACUCCCUGGACAUAGAGAACAUGACCAUUGAGGACGAGUACAGCGGCCCGAAGCUGGACGACGGGAAGGUGACGCACGAGUUCAUGAAGGAGUUGAUGCAGUGGUACAAGGAUCAAAAGAAACUCCACAGGAAAUGUGCCUAUCAGAUCUUGGUGCAGGUGAAACAGGUGCUGUCGAAACUCCCUACCCUAGUAGAAACAACAUUAAAAGAGACAGAGAAAAUUACUGUCUGUGGAGACACCCACGGUCAAUAUUACGACCUCCUGAAUAUAUUCGAGUUGAAUGGGCUGCCGUCGGAAACAAAUCCAUAUAUAUUCAAUGGAGACUUUGUUGACCGUGGCUCCUUCUCCGUAGAGGUGAUCUUAACGCUCUUUGGUUUUAAGCUGCUAUAUCCAGAUCAUUUCCACCUACUUCGAGGGAAUCAUGAGACGGACAACAUGAAUCAAAUCUAUGGGUUUGAAGGUGAGGUCAAAGCCAAAUACACGGCUCAGAUGUUUGAACUCUUCAGCGAGGUCUUUGAGUGGCUACCUCUGGCUCAGUGCAUCAACGGGAAAAUCUUGAUCAUGCACGGUGGGCUCUUCAGUGAAGAUGGUGUAACAUUAGAUGACAUCCGGAAGAUAGAGCGGAAUCGGCAACCUCCAGAUUCAGGUCCCAUGUGUGACUUACUCUGGUCAGACCCACAACCCCAGAACGGCCGGUCCAUCAGCAAGCGCGGCGUCAGCUGCCAGUUUGGACCCGACGUCACCAAAAGCUUCCUGGAGCGCAAUCAUUUGGACUACAUCAUCCGCAGCCACGAGGUUAAGCCCGAGGGGUACGAGGUGGCCCACGACGGCAAGUGCGUGACUGUCUUCUCUGCCCCAAACUACUGUGAUCAGAUGGGCAAUAAGGGUGCCUACAUCCACUUGAAAGGCUCAGAUCUGCGGCCGCAAUUCCACCAGUUCACAGCAGUGCCUCAUCCGAAUGUCAAGCCAAUGAUGUAUGCCAAUUCGCUGCUGCAGUUGGGAAUGAUGUAACAAAGCGGCCCGUCGCCUCUGCUGGCCCCUCCCUUCCUCCUUCCUGUCUGGAAGCCCAUGCGCUAGGCAAACGACCCACGGUUCCGUUUCUUCAUUUGUUUGUGGGGGGUUUUUUUCGGUUUUUUUUUUUUUAACAAAUUCUUCCAACAUCCGCCUUCACUGCAACGCAGAGGUUAUGUUUUGGGCAGGGACCAGGAGGAAAGGGGGCCUGUAAACCUGAGCUGCAGGGGCGAGAUUGCCCAUGUCCCACCGCCCCUUACCCCUAAAGGCAGGGACCGAUUCAGCGCGGCCCCUUUUCUCUCUCCUUGCUCACGCCGUGCACGCACGCACAGGAGAAAACGGCAGCCAGAGUGUUUGAAAGGACUGAUUGUAUUUAUUCCCUAUGAAUUGGCUUGCUUGCUUCCUUUCAGAAACUCUUCUUCUGCUUCUCCGCUUGCCCAGAUUCGGCCUUCCCGUGCAAAGUCUGGAGGGCAGAAGGAAGGCAGAUGGGGGGGUCUGUCGGCUGGCCCGCGUUGACGCCUGUCCUCUUAGAAGGCGGCAGGUGGCGGCACGAGAGCCACCGUCUCGCUUUGGCACAUUCUGAGCCUACCUAAUCAAAAGCAGAGCUGAGAAGUAUUCAUGUUUUUGGAGGGCAACUCUUGAGAAUUCCCUAGGCAGCACGGAGGGGUCGGGUGGAAGGUCUCUUGGGCUCUACUCCAGAAAAGGUAGCAUUUAGAAGCUCUGUUAAAAGACAAAGGGCAAGUCCCAAGAAACAAAUAUUGGGCGGAGGGCCUCAUCCUGUGUCCCAUCUGUGUUGUCUCCUAAGCGUUUUGCCUCUCCCAUAGGAAAUCUGGUUCUGCCAUCCCAUGGACCUGAGGAGCGGGGAGGCCUCUCAGCCCCUAGCCAGCACCUCACUAUCUGGCAGGGUUCUCCCCCCCCCAUUCUCCCCUCCCACAUGCAUGCAUGCCUGGUUGCUGGCACCCAGCAUGUUCACAGCUGGUCUCGUCGACCCAAGAACCGAUGAAUUUUCAGAGCUUGGGGUGUGUGUGUGGGCAUGAGGCCCAUUAGAGCU